AUCUUUUCUAUCUAUGGUUUUAUUUUCAAACAUUCCCCGCUUGGCGUUGGGCGCACUUGCUAAUAAUAUAACUUAUUUACUGAUAUGAACCAAAGGUUUAGCCAACUAAAUGUCGUCACUUCUGCUAAGGUGGGUCGUUGCGGGGUGGCACGGCUCGGGAAGCUUUAUACUUACCAAGCAGGAAUGGUGAGGUAAUGGACUCCGAGGCUGUUACCGCUAUAUAUUCUGCAAAUCUCUCUCUCUCUUAUCUCUCUCUUCCGUCAUUUUCAAAUUUCAAAUUCAAAUUCAAAUUAGUUGCCUUCGCCUUCCCUAAUUCCAUUUUCUCACCCUACUUGCCAUGUCGAACCGCGCUGUUGUCAUUGUCGCCAAGGGCGAGGUGCAGAUCAAUGAGGUCACCGUCCCAAAGCUCCGUGAUGAUUAUAUUCUAGUCAAGAACCACGCCGUAGCUCUUAAUCCCACAGACUGGAAGCACGUCGACUAUCUCCCGGACGCUGGCGCCCGCGUGGGCUGUGACUAUGCUGGCACCGUUCUUGAAGUUGGCUCUAAAGUUACCAAGGACUUCAAGAAGGGAGACCGUGUUGCAGGAUUUUGUCAUGGCGCCAAUGCAGUUUACCAUGAAGACGGCGCUUUCCAGGAAAUUCUUACUGCGAAAGGCGAUGUCCAGAUUAAGAUCCCGGACAACCUGAGCUUUGAAGAGGCGUCGACUUUGGGUGUCGGAAUUACCACUGUCGGCCAAGGACUCUACCAAUCGCUCCAACUUCCAUUACCAGGGAAGCCACAAACCGUGAAGACCCCACUUUUGAUCUACGGUGGAAGUACAGCCACAGGAUCCCUCGCGAUCCAAUAUGCCAAGCUCUCCGGGUUGACCGUCGUCGUGACAUGCUCGCCACGGAACUUCGCGUACGUCAAGAGCCUCGGCGCUGACGCCGCAUAUGAUUACAACUCCCCGUCAUGCUCCAAGGAUAUCAAAGAGUACACUAAGGGCCAGUUGGAGCACGUUUUCGAUUGCAUUUCCGAGGGAAACAGCACCAAAAUCUGUGUAGAAGCCAUGAGCUCGGAUGGCGGUGUCUAUAGCACCUUGCUAACCCUUGACGAAAAGACAGUGACUAGCAUCAACAAGAAUGUUCAGCUUAAAAUGACUUUGGCGUAUACCGUUGUAGGCGAGUCAUUCAAGUACAAGUCGACGGAGAUCCCUGCUGUGCCUGCGGAUUUUGAGUUCGGCAAGAUCUUCUGGGAGCUGUCGGCAAAGCUGCUAGCGGAUGGGAAGGUGAAGGUGCAUAAGCCAUCUGUAAACAAGUUUGGCAAGGGACUAGAAGGUGUAGUCCAGGGGUUGCAGCAUAUGCGUGAGGGGAAAGUUAGCGCAGAGAAGCUUGUAUUUACCUUCUAGAUCAAGAUAGUAUGAAAAUACCUUUGGAAACUGAAAUCGGUCUGAAGGCAUUUAAGAGCUAACUUUGUUGUUGUGUUUGUG
Pseudogymnoascus verrucosus is the source of this 1468-nucleotide messenger RNA. RefSeq lists its product as uncharacterized. Bases 338 to 1387 code for a protein of 349 amino acids. The transcript has 3 exons. The record is from RefSeq and is a predicted model, not a curated record. NCBI's taxonomy places the organism in Eukaryota, Fungi, Ascomycota, Leotiomycetes, Thelebolales, Thelebolaceae. Gene Ontology annotation, molecular function: oxidoreductase activity, acting on NAD(P)H.